GUUGGUAACCAUGGCAACAGCAGCUCUAACAGUCACUGCAUCACCUUCUUCCACAGUUCUCAUCUUACCUGAAAGCAGUUACUGCUUAUUCAAUAACACAGCAUCUAUAAGUACCCAAACCUGUUCAAAAGUUCAAUAUUUUUUACAUUUGCAUAAUUGUAAGAAAUAAGAUGGCAAGCAAGAAGAAAGAAAUUCAGCUACAGGCAGUAGUAACCAAUCAAGCGCAAUGGGAGGAGAUGUUGCUGAAUAAAGGUCUAACAGUGGUAGAUGUUUAUCAAGGUUGGUGUGGACCUUGUAAAGCAGUGAUGAGUUUAUUCAGAAAACUUAAAAAUGAAUAUGGUGAAGAUAAUCUCCUACAUUUUGCAGUGGCAGAAGUUGAGAACAUUGUGCCUCUGCUUCCAUUUAAAGACAAAUGUGAACCUAAAUUUAUCUUCUGUCUGAACGGUGUGAUGGUAGAUCUGGUGAAAGGUGCUAAUGGACCUCUUCUAAAUAGAAAAGUUAUAGCGUUCAUAGAACAAGAAAGAAAAAUUAUAGCAGGAGAAAUACUCAGGCCAGAGUUACAGGAACUUGUAAUAAUGGAAGAAAAAGAAUUUGAGGAAGAACCCGAAGAAGAAGAAGCUGUUGAAAAAUACACUGUUGUUAUUAUAAAGCCUGAUGCAGUUGCUCUUGAAAAAGUUGACAAAAUUAAAGAAACAAUUGUUGGAGCUGGCUUUAAUAUUAUGGCAGAAGAGGAGAAGACAUUAACUGAAGAACAAAUUAGGGACUUUUACCAAAGCAAAUCGGAAGAGCCUGAUUUUGAAGACUUUGUUACAUUUAUGUUGUCUGCACCAAGCCAUAUUCUGAUAGUCUCUGAAGGAAAACAAUCACAGCAUGUUAUGCCUUAUUUACAAACAUUGGAAGAAGAGGGUGAAGAAGACAAGGAGUGGGAAAUGCAAGAAGGUGAAGAAGCUAUGCAUGGAAUGCAGAAAAUGCACGAAAAACCAGGCUUGAAAGGAGCCUUGGAAAAUCACGAGUUACUAAAUGUAUGUGAUAUUCAGGACAGUGUGGAAGAAGCAAGUAGACAACUUGCCUUCUUUUUUCCUAAUUUUGCCAAAUCGAAGAAAGGCCCAGAUAUUGAAAGAACAUUGGCUUUGAUUAGACCUGCCCUUUUAAGAGAAAGAAGAGACUCUAUUCUGAAGAGGAUUGCAGAAGAUGGCUUUGAAAUAGCAAUGCAAAGGGAAAUAGUCCUAACAGAAGCUCAAGCACGCUUGUUUUACAAAGAGCAUGAAAAUGAAGAUUAUUUCCCAAUUCUGCUAGAAGAAAUGACCAGUGGGCCAACUCUUGCACUUGCUCUGGUACAAGAACGUGCAAUACAAAAAUGGAGAAGCUUGCUGGGCCCAAAGAUAGUUGAGGAAGCAAAGGAACAAUGCCCAAUGAGUUUACGUGCGGAGUUUGCAGUUGAUAAUGCGCCAAUCAAUCAGUUGCAUGGCAGCACAACUCCUGACCAAGCACAAAGGGAAUUAGAAUUCUUUUUCCCUGUGGAAAACACUUUGGCUGUCAUUAAACCCACUGCUCUUGAAGAACAUAAAGAUGAAAUAAUAAAUAAAGUAAAACAGGCUGGAUUUAUCAUUUCUGAAAUGAAAGAAACACAGAUAACACCUGAGAUGGCAGCACAGUUUUAUAAAGCUCAAGAAAAUCAACCAUUUUUUGGUCAACUUGUAGAUUAUAUGUCAAAUGGUCCAUCCAUGGUAAUGAUUCUCACCAAAGAAAAUGCUGUAGAAGACUGGCGAAAAUUAAUGGGACCCACUGAUCCAGAGAAGGCAAAAGAAACUAAUCCGGAUUCAUUGCGGGCUCAGUUUGCAAAAGAUAUUCUGCGCAAUGCUGUUCAUGGGUCAUCAAAUGAAGAACAGGCUAAAACAGCCAUUGAUUUUGUUUUUGGUGAUGUUGAUUUGGAGAGCUUGAAGCAGAAAUAUGUUUAUGUAUAAUAAUCUUUCAAAAGAUAGUUAUUUUGAAGUAAACAGAGUUCCCUGCAACAUAGUAUGUUUCUAAUAAAUACUGUUGCUUUUGGAUUGUGCAA
Molecule: messenger RNA, 2056 nt
Organism: Anolis carolinensis (green anole)
Lineage: Eukaryota; Metazoa; Chordata; Lepidosauria; Squamata; Anolidae
Gene: nme8
Product: NME/NM23 family member 8
Exons: 16
Coding region: 171-1964 (597 amino acids)
Source: RefSeq, a predicted model, not a curated record